AUGGACUUCCACAAGUUCUUGGACAACAAGUGGACUAUCCUCUUCAGCCACCCUGCCGACUUCACACCCGUUUGCACGACUGAGCUUGGGGCCUUUGCGAAGCUCAAGGAUGAAUUCGAUGCGCGCGGCGUCCAGAUGAUUGGCUUGAGCGCCAACGAUCUGAGCUCUCACGACCAGUGGAUUGCCGACAUCAACGAGACCUCCAACACCACCGUGCAGUUCCCCAUCAUCGCCGAUGCCGAUCGCCACGUCGCUUUCCUUUACGAUAUGAUCUCGCAAGACGACCUCGAUGCGCUCCAGAAGAACGGCGGCAUUGCCUUCACGAUCCGUUCGGUUUUCAUCAUCGACCCAGCGAAGAAGAUCCGCCUUACAAUGUCAUACCCCGCGAGCACCGGCAGGAACACCGCCGAGGUACUGAGAGUCAUCGACAGCUUGCAGACAGGAGACAAGAAGGGCAUCGCUACACCCAUUGACUGGCAGAAGGGCCAAGACGUCAUCGUGCCACCCAGCGUCAGCACUGAGGAUGCCAGGAAGAAGUUUGGCGAUGUCAGGGAGGUCAAGAAGUACCUGCGCUUCACCAACGUUGGGCAAUAG
This is a messenger RNA of Alternaria novae-zelandiae, 594 nucleotides long. RefSeq lists its product as uncharacterized. Gene Ontology annotation, molecular function: thioredoxin peroxidase activity. The record is from RefSeq and is a predicted model, not a curated record. NCBI's taxonomy places the organism in Eukaryota, Fungi, Ascomycota, Dothideomycetes, Pleosporales, Pleosporaceae. Gene Ontology annotation, biological process: cell redox homeostasis; cellular oxidant detoxification; cellular response to oxidative stress. Gene Ontology annotation, cellular component: cytosol; mitochondrion. The transcript is spliced from 3 exons. The coding region runs from base 1 to 594 and encodes 197 amino acids.